CCGAGCCCGAGCCGAGCCCUGACACUGUCCGUCCGCCUUCAGGCUCCCCGGGAGCCCGGACUGGCCGCAGCCCGAGAGGUGGCAGCGCCGGGGGCCUCACGCGCCGGAGGGAGCGGACCGGACGGGACGGGACUAGAGGAGGCGCUGCCGCCACAGUGGCCGGGGACCGGCGACGGGAGCCGCGGCCUCCCGGACCCUGCUGCUCAGGCCAGCUCAGGGAGAGCGGGGAGUAGGAAAACCCCACCCUCGGGGGCACCCCCGGAGCGGAGGCGGGAGCGGGGACGGGGAGCAACCUCUCUCCCGGCCGGAGGGAAGACCCUCACCACUCGGGCGAGGCAAGGGAGAGACCCCUGGAGGGGAGACUCUCUCCUUCGUAGGGGCGUAGGGGCGAGGAAAACCCCCAUCCUGGCCCGGGGAUAGACCUCCAGAAGUAGAAAGGGGUGAUCUUACUAAAGGAAGCAGACCGAGUGAGACCGCCCCAGCGUGCCUCCACCCCUCCAAACGCACACUCUCAGCAGUUCAGGACUUUUCGAGGCGAAGAGAAAAGGGGGAAAUGCCUAUGGAGUAGGCGCCCUGCAUCCUAUCCAGUACUCACGGGGGAGAGGAGUCCUUGCAUUCAGAAGCGGGGGACCCUCCAGGGACAGAAGAGGAGUCGGCUUUCAGCCUUUCAGGAGAGGGGAAGAACUGUCCCCUCAACUUCCUUGUACCUAGACAGUGGAACAGGGCAGAGCCCCUCCGCUCAGAUCUCCAGCAGACACAAGGAGCCCUCCACUCCCGAAGGAUCCACUUUGGGGGGGAGGGGGACUCCCCCAAGGGGGAGGAGACAACUCCUGGUUGGGAGAGGCUCCUCCCCUCCUCCCCAGGGGAACAGGCAGGGUGUGGGGGGUGUGCCACCUUCCCCAGGUAGGACCUCCUUCUCCCCCUCCCCCUCCCCCUCCUCCCUCCGCUCCUCACCUUCAGGGGACCCGGUUCCCCUCCCCAGCUUGGGAUGCUCAGCCAAGUACCGGAAGAGCCACCGAGGAUGACACGCUUCAUCUGCCUUUGAAGAGGGGAGUCCCUCCAACCCCAAACUCCAGUACCAGGUGGUUCCCUCCCUUUGCUGGGGGAACCUUGGAGACAGAACCCAGAAGUACCAUGGCUUCUGACCUAGAGAGUAGCCUCACCUCCAUAGACUGGCUCCCCCAGCUGACCCUUCGAGCUACCAUUGAGAAGCUUGGGAGUGCCUCCCAGGCCGGGCCUCCAGGUGGCGGCCGCAAGUGCCCGCCGGGCUCACCCACAGAUCCUAAUGCCACCCUGAGCAAAGACGAGGCAGCUGUCCACCAGGAUGGCAAACCACGGUACAGCUAUGCCACCCUCAUCACCUAUGCCAUCAACUCCUCUCCUGCCAAGAAGAUGACCCUCAGCGAGAUUUACCGCUGGAUCUGUGACAACUUCCCCUAUUACAAGAACGCUGGCAUCGGUUGGAAGAAUUCAAUUCGGCACAACCUUUCUCUCAACAAGUGUUUCCGGAAGGUGCCCAGACCUCGGGAUGACCCUGGGAAGGGCUCUUACUGGACGAUCGACACCUGCCCUGACAUCUCCCGGAAGAGAAGACACCCUCCAGAUGAUGAUCUAUCUCAAGACUCGCCAGAACAGGAGGCAAGCAAGAGCCCACGGGGAGGCAUUCCAGGGAGUGGAGAAGCCUCACUGCCUUCCGAGGGGAAUCCUCAGAUGUCACUUCAGAGCCCCACAUCUAUCACCAGCUACAGCCAGGGCACAGGAUCUGUGGAUGGCGGAGCAGUGGCAGCCGGGGCUCCAGGCCGAGAAAGCGCUGAGGGUCCCCCUCCCCUGUAUAAUACCAACCAUGACUUCAAGUUCUCCUACUCAGAGAUCAAUUUUCAGGAUCUAAGUUGGUCCUUUCGCAACCUCUACAAAUCCAUGCUGGAGAAAUCUUCCUCCUCUCAGCAUGGCUUUUCGUCUCUCCUGGGGGACAUGCCGCCCUCCAACAACUACUACAUGUACCAGCAGCAGCCGCCGCCACCUCAGCAGCAGCAGCAGCCGCCGCCACAGCCGCCACCCCAACAGUCCCAGCCGCAGCAGCAGCAGCAGGCAACGGCCCAGGGCCCCUCGACCGUCGGGGGCGCGCCCCCGCUGCACACCCCGAGCCCGGAUGCUUGUACCCCCCCAGGGGGGAAGCAAGCUGGGGCUGAGGGCUAUGGGCCUCCCUCCGUGAUGGCCAUGCACCCACCCCCACUGCAGCACGGAGGCUACCGCCCGCACCAGCACCACCCGCACGCCCAUCCUGCCCAGCCACCGCCUCCGCCGCCACAGCAGGCACCAGGCCAGGCUCCUGUCAAUAGUACUGGCUUCGCCUUUCCUCCUGACUGGUGCUGCAAUAUCGACUCCUUAAAGGAAAGCUUUAAGAUGGUGAAUCGGCUCAACUGGUCCAGCAUUGAACAGUCACAGCUCUCAGAACUGAUGGAGUGUCUGCGACAGGCAGAGCAGAAGAACUGGAGCCUCGACCAGCAUCACAUUGCCAAUCUGUGUGACUCGCUCAACCACUUCCUUACUCAGACUGGUCACGUGCCCCCCCAGGGGGGCUCCCACCGGCCACCAGCCCCUGCCCGUAUCGCUGACUCCUGUGCCCUUACCAGCGGCAAGCAAGAGCCAGCCAUGAACCCAGUGAACUCUUAUGUGCACCCACAAGCCCCCCACCUCUACCCUGGCCCGUCACCAAUGUACCCGAUCCCCACCCAGGACUCAGCAGCAUACAAUCGCCCAGCACACCAUAUGGUCCCUCGGCCACCGGUUCCACCUCCUGGUGCCAAUGAGGAGAUCCCUGAUGACUUCGACUGGGACUUGAUCACUUAGGGCAUCACGGAGUGUGGCCACGAGCCCAAGGCUGGGUGGUGAAGUCUGGCAGUGGGGCAAGAGCAGCCCCAGCCCAUCCCUUCCUCCUUGCCUGUAUAUAGUUAUAUAUUCUCUUUUUUUCUUGCUCUGUCAGAGAAGCCACCGCAAGAUGCUGCCGAAGAUAACCCCCCCCCUUUCCUGCCUCCUUCUUCCUCUUUCUUCUUGUUUUUUUCCCCUAAUUCUUUUAUUAUUAUUCUUAUUAUGGUAUUAUUAUUAUUAUUAUUGUUAUUAUUA
Messenger RNA from Neofelis nebulosa (Clouded leopard), 3123 nucleotides. RefSeq names its product forkhead box J2 (gene FOXJ2). NCBI's taxonomy places the organism in Eukaryota, Metazoa, Chordata, Mammalia, Carnivora, Felidae. The transcript is spliced from 11 exons. Gene Ontology annotation, biological process: regulation of transcription by RNA polymerase II. The record is from RefSeq and is a predicted model, not a curated record. Gene Ontology annotation, molecular function: RNA polymerase II cis-regulatory region sequence-specific DNA binding; DNA-binding transcription factor activity, RNA polymerase II-specific. The coding region runs from base 1135 to 2850 and encodes 571 amino acids. Gene Ontology annotation, cellular component: nucleus.